UGCGUGUGGGGUUAAUGGCGAUGUCGAAACUCUACAAACUUGGCCUACUCUUCCCCUUCAUCCUGCCUCUCCUCCUCCUCCACCACCUCGUCACGUGCAGCAGCCACGCUCCGCUGUUCCCACUGAAUGUUCGUUUGGAGUCUCGAGACCUCCUGGCGACCCUUUGCUGGGACCCCGUUGAAGCGGCUCCCAGUGGGGAUGGAGGGGAUAGACCCCCACUUGUUGAUCCUUUAACCAUCAACUCGACCACCACGACCACGACCAACUCAACGUUCCUGAAUGUUACAUACAGAGUUCAGAGCAAACUCUUCAGACGAGCCCGCUGGCAGACCGUCUGCGCUGCAACAACGGAGACACGGUGCGACGUCUCCUCGGCGCUGGACGAUCCCGGUGACCGCUACCUCCUCCGUGUGAGAUUCUCCUUCUCAUCCUCGCCGUCACGAUCCUCACCCUGGGUCGCGGUUGUGGUCCUGCCCUUGAUGGAAACUGUGCUCAGCGCUCCGUCGUUCACCCUGAGGCUCGACAAACUGACGCGGGGGGAGGAGGAGGAGGAGGGCGAUGGUGGUGAGGAUGAGGAUGAGGAGUGCGGUGUUGUGGGUGACGAUGAAGACAACGACGAUGAUGGCUACAGCGACAACGACGACGGCGAUGACGAUGACCGUGACGGCGGUGACGAUGACCGCCGUGAUGACGGUGGUCCUGGGGUGGCUGGGGAGUUGGAGGCGGUGGUCGACGGAGAGCCGGAGGUGCGGAAGCUGUCGUUGUUGGUCUCCGUCGGGCGGGGGUGGAGGGCGCUGGUGUCGCACGACGUGAAGUUCCACCAUCAGGUUGACAUUUCGACAAGAGGCGGCGUUCAACUCACGGAGCGCUUCAUCGGAUGCCGGUACCAACACCGAAUGAUGCUUCUGCCGGGACGCGAGGAUGAGUACUGCGUCCGCGUGAGAAUGGUAGCCGACUUGCCACGGUGGAAGGCAGGGGAGUGGUCUCCACUGUCGUGUGUCUCCGUCCCUCCACCACACAGCACCGUGGGUGAGUGGGUGGCUGGGUGAAUGAGUGAGAGGUAUUUUUGUGCGUGUGA
Molecule: messenger RNA, 1078 nt
Organism: Petromyzon marinus (sea lamprey)
Lineage: Eukaryota; Metazoa; Chordata; Hyperoartia; Petromyzontiformes; Petromyzontidae
Source: RefSeq, a predicted model, not a curated record